Molecule: messenger RNA, 3238 nt
Organism: Solea senegalensis (Senegalese sole)
Lineage: Eukaryota; Metazoa; Chordata; Actinopteri; Pleuronectiformes; Soleidae
Gene: mfsd6l
Product: major facilitator superfamily domain containing 6-like
Exons: 2
Coding region: 184-2007 (607 amino acids)
Cellular component (GO): membrane
Source: RefSeq, a predicted model, not a curated record
AUGCGUUGACGUCCUCACUGCGACAGUUGUUCCUCCGCUUUCAAACGUCAAGAAAGUUCACAUUUCGGACGCAGCGCAUAAUUUAAAGAUGAGAAAUGGACCGUGAAAGCGUCUGAGGAUCUUUGUGGCGACAGAAGAUAAAAGCCUCUCAGCAGAGACUGUGAUCUGCCCAGCAGGACAAUCAUGAAGAGGAACAAACAGAUCGACAUCAAGCGUGCGCUCACGCUCUCCGGCAUCUUUAAUUUCCUGUGCUCCUGCGCCAGAGGAUGUGUGCUCCCCUUCCUCACCCUGUACUUCAGACAGCUGGGCCUGACACCAGCGAUGACAGGCAUCAUCAUGGGCACCAAACACCUGAUAAGUCUGGUCUGGAGCCCCACGGUGAGCAUACUGUCCAAGCACUACAACAAGAGGCGAGUGGUGAUAAAUGGCUCUCUUUUGUGUUCAGCUGCGGUCGCUCUGAUUCUGCUGCUCGUACCGUCCUCGGGUGUUCACACGCAGAGCAGCGUGUGCGACCUGUCUAAUGUGAGCAGCAGUCCAACACAGACUCUCGGUGAUAACCUGCACAAGAGCACCGUUGGACCUGAACCGUCACUCACUAAAACUCACACAAAAGGUCUUGUUUCCCAGCCUGGUGAAACAGUUCCUGCACAGACGACAACCGAACAAGCCAAGUCUUCUCCUGUAGUGAUGAGCAAAACUCCAAAUAUUCAGCAUGGUGAUGAAUCCCACACUCAGCCGUCACAAGAGACUGUUUCUGUCGUGGUCAAUAACAGCGUUCAAGAGCCAAAUAUCACCACCUCUGUUGUGCAUCACUCCACCAGCUCCACUGUAGCUGCACUACGGAACAAGAGGUCAAACGACGGCAAAUUAGGGUCUAAAAAACGGCAGGAAGAAAAGACACCAGCGCAGGAGAGACAUUUUGAGUUCUUGGGCUACCUGAAGGUCAUGGACCCUCAGCACCAGCUCUUCUUCUUGAUACUCAUCAUCGUCUCGGUGUGGGAGGCUCUGUUGGCCCCUCUGGAGUGGACGGCAGAUGACGGAUUGUAUGAAUAUCUGGAUUUCGCGGACGCGUCGGACCGCUACCGCAGCACCGGGCUGUGGGGUUUACUGGGAGCGGCGUGUGGGGCCGGAGGAGCAGGGUUGCUGGUCAGCCAGUUGAGCUGUCUCAUAGCUGGGCAAACUCCCCGAAGCACAGUGCAUUUCUACUGCUAUUCUGGUUUUGCAGCUCUGGCCCUGCCUGCAGCAAACUACCUCCCCCUCCACCUAAACAAAAAGCGAGACAGGGCCAGCGGGCUCCUGAAAGCCCUGCAGCUGGUGCGUGGCUCCCCGCGUGCGCUGCUCUGCACAGUCACCACCCUGUUGGUCGGGGCAGCAGUUGCUGCUGUGGAUAACUUCCUCCUGUGGCAGAUGCAGGAUCAUGGCAGCACUGAGCUGCACAUGGGUUUGUCUGUCGCUCUGGCUCUGCUCUCACAGGCCGCCUUCCCUCUGCUCUCAGGCCGCGUGUCCAAGCUCCUCAGCCCCGGAAAGGUGCUGGCGGUGGCGGCUGCAGUUCUCAGCCUGCAGUGCCUCUAUUUCUCCUUCCUCUGGGGAGCCUGGGCUGCACCGCUUGCCCAGAUGUGGACUUGUUUCAGCAGUGGCGCCCUCUGGUGGGCUGUGAAUGCCCAGUGUGAGGACGUGGCCACACCAGAGGCCGAGCGGAGCGUGAGGAGGGUCUACAGCGGUCUGGCUCUGCACCUGGGGGGCAGCCUCGGGAGCUUUGCUGGAGGGUAUGUGGUGCAGACGCUUGGACUGGCGUGGCUCUUCAGAGGAGUGGCCGUGGGUCUGGCGGCGUGGUGUGUGUGUCUGCUUCUGCUCCAGUGGAAGGCCCCUCACCAGCGCAGGAUUAACUACUCUCGACUUUUGGCCGCUAACGGCAGUGAAGCCAGUGACUCUGAGUCAGACUGGCUUGAUAAAGCAUUUGACGACGACAAGAGCAAUAAAAAAUAUGGGAGGAGGAUAAACCACUGAUGAUAUUAUUAUCAUUAUUAUUAUUAUUAUUGUUAUUAUUAUGUCAGGGCUGUGUGGACACAGAAAUCCGUCAAUCGCCAAUUCUGAUUUCCAAAUCAUAUCGUAUGCAUGGACAUGAGACAUGAAUCUGAACAUCCAAUACAAAUUCACAUUUGUAAAAGCAUCCAAUCAAACAAACAGAUGGGAUUACGUUUGGGUGGAAAAAGGACUCGACACCACCCGGCAGUUUUCAGCAGCUUAGACAUCUUUGACAAUAAAACCCCGGAAUCCUCUGAGAGUGGAUGGAAAAACAAGAUGUGUGCACACAAGGUGAGGCCGAAUCAAACAUGGCAUCCACUUUCACCACACUCAACAACUGCCGCUCUGUGCUCAGUCUUUACAUUUGUGACUUUUCUUGAAUCUUUCUUAUCCACAAUAUUAAUUUUGACACUGGAUGCCCUUCCUGAAGCAACCCUUUGCUUUUAUUUGCACUUGGCACCUGCUAAACCGUCCACUCCUGCACCCCAGUCAGUUGAUGUAUUCGCCAAUACGGGGUUAAUAAGUGUGUUUCCCAGGGACACAUCAGCAUGUAGACUACAGGAGCCAGGGAUUAAAUCUUCUGUCCUUUGUGAAAUAGUCAAAUAAUAAGGAUUACUUUAAAUGACUGUGUAUUUAACAGCAGCUUUCUUGUCAUGCUGGAACAUUGAGAGGGCAGAUACAAUAUUUGUUUAACCUGUCAGUCACUUCAUGCCUCAGGGCAUUCUUCCCGAUGUGUAAGGAAAGAUAUUUUAAAGAUAUUUUCAGUCUCUAGAUUUGUAUGAAAGUACAAAUGUAAAUUCAGAUGACCUGUUCUUACUCCUGUGCAUCAUAGUAAGUGCAGGUAGCAGCUAAAAUAAAUGUUUGCUGCAGGUAAACAGUUUCAUUGUAAACACAUUUGGGGAACAGUAGCGGCUCUGUGCGUCGGUUACUGUGUGUGUGUGUGUGUGAGGACUCUCAUACCUGAGGCAAACACACACACACUGAUCAUCUGCUCACACAUCCACAACAAAAUGACAUUCUCUGAAAUGGCAGAUGUCAGUCAGUCUGUUCUUGUGUCGUCCGCUCCUCUCCAGUGUCUGUGUUGCUCGAUGAAUACAUUUAGGUCAAUAUCUAACAUUCUGUAUGUAAUAAGAAAUUCUGUAUGUUGCUGUUGUCUCCUGUGACACUCACCACUCACCUGUUGCCUUAUUUUCAAAUAAAAAGAUCGAUAAUC